UUCGAAUUUUCCAUUCCUUCUCCACUUUUCUUGCCCCCUUCCCCAUUUCAAAACAUUUCAAAUCACUCUCUCCUGCUCUCCGCCAUCUUCUCCGUUCUCUCGCUCGCCCCGAGGACCCCAUCCGCGCGAUCCCUUCAGCGGCCAUCCCCGGCGUACCCACCGUCUAUACCGCGCCGACCGGCGAAGAGAUUUCCGCUCCUCGCGAUGGGUAGCGCGGCGAAAGACCAGCUCCUCCCAUGUGAUAAGCUCCUCCUCGAGCUUAAGGUGAUUUGGGAUGAAGUCGGGGAGCCCGACACGGCGCGGGACAAGACCCUGCUGGAGCUUGAGCAGGAAUGCCUGGAUGUCUACAGGAGGAAGGUUGACCAGGCCAACCGCUGCCGGGCACAGCUGCGGCAAUCCAUUGCAGAGGCUGAGGCUGAGCUCGCCGGUAUCUGUUCGGCCAUAGGGGAGCCGCCAGUUCACGUCAGGCAGUCAAACCAGAAGUUACAUGGUUUAAGGGAGGAGUUGAAUGCAAUUGUACCGUAUUUGGAGGAGAUGAAGACUAAGAAGGUCGAGCGAUGGAACCAGUUUGUUCAUGUCAUAGAGGAGAUUAAAAAGAUUUCAUCUGAAAUCAGGCCUUCAGACUUUUUACCAUUUAAAAAGCCUGUGGAUCAGUCGGAUCUGUCAUUAAGAAAGCUUGAGGAGUUAACGAAGGAGUUAGAAUCCCUUCAGAAAGAGAAGAGUGAUAGGGUGAAGCAAGUAAUGGAACAUUUGAAUACAUUGCAUUCCUUAUGUGAGGUGCUUGGCAUAGACUUCAAACAAACAAUACAUGAGGUGCACCCUAGCCUGGAUGAGGCUGACGGGUCAAAGAACCUGAGCAACACUACAAUCGACAGACUUGCAUCAGCUGUAAAUAGACUGCGUGAAAUGAAAAUUCAGAGGAUGCAAAAGCUUCAAGAUUUUGCGUCGACAAUGCUAGAACUAUGGAAUCUCAUGGAUACACCAAUUGAAGAACAACAGAUGUUCCAGAAUGUAACGUGCAAUAUUGCUGCUUCAGAGCAUGAAAUUACGGAACCCAACAUCCUGUCAAUUGACUUCCUCGGUUACGUGGAAUCUGAGGUUAUAAGGCUUGAACAACUGAAAGGAAGCAAAAUGAAGGACCUUGUAUUGAAAAAGAAAUCAGAAUUAGAAGAGCACAGAAGACGUGCACAUCUAAUUGGUGAGGAAGGAUAUUCAGAUGAAUUUAACAUCGAGGCUAUUGAGUCCGGAGCUAUUGAUCCUGCACUGGUGCUGGAACAAAUUGAGGCUCACAUUGCAACAGUUAAAGACGAAGCUUUCAGUCGAAAGGAUAUCCUCGAGAAGGUCGAAAGAUUUCUGAAUGCAUGUGAGGAGGAAGCCUGGCUGGAAGAUUACAACAAAGAUGACAAUCGUUACAAUGCUGGAAGGGGGGCACAUCUUACGCUUAAGAGGGCUGAAAAAGCUCGCAUUUUGGUUAACAAGAUUCCAGGAAUGGUAGAUGUUUUGUCCUCGAAAAUCAUAGCUUGGGAGAAUGAAAGAGGAAAAGAGUUCACAUACGAUGGUGUACGCCUUAUCUCGAUGCUUGACGAAUACAUGAUUGUUCGCCAGGAGAAAGAGCAAGAGAAGAAGAGACAAAGGGAUCAGAAAAAGGUCCAGGAUCAACUGAAAGCUGAGCAGGAAGCUCUCUACGGUUCAAAACCAAGUCCAUCCAAGCCUCAAAGUACAAAGAAGGCACCUAGAAACUCGAUAGGUGGCGCAAACCGCAGGUUGUCAGUUGGUGGAGCCCCGUUCCAGGUGCCCAAAACAGAUAUAUUGCAUUCGAAGACUGUACGUGCCGCAAAGAGAACCGAAGACAUUGCCACUUUGUCCCCUGGCAGUAGAGGCAUAGACAUUGCCGAUCUUCCCAUCAAGAAGUUAUCUUUCAAUGCCAGUGCUCUGCGUGAGACGGAGACGCCUCGUAAGCCUUUUGCUCAGAUCAUGCCAGCAAGCAGUGUCCCGUCUACGCCUGUGCGGCCAAUCACCAAUGACAUGGAGGACGAGAACCGGACCCCCAACCCAAAGACAUUUGGGGCAUUGAAUCCUAAGACGCCGAUGACUGUGGCAGCUCCGAUGCAGUUGGCAAUGACGCCUGCUGUGGGCAACAAGGUUGCUGCUACUCCUGUUUCCCUUGUUUACGAGAAACCAGAGCUGGCAUUGCCGGAGGAGAUUGAGUAUUCAUUCGAAGAAAGGCGGCUGGCUGCCUAUCUGGCAAGAGAGAAAUUGCUUAGCUGUUGAGAGGCGCCGAGAUCUCCACAUUUGGCUAUUGUUGGUCGACGACAGUCGGCCAGUGCUCUUCAGAUUCACCGCAACCUUUUCAUUGUUUUCCAUACUCUUAGUAAGGAAGUUUACACUUUGACAACUUCCGUUCAGUUCGGUACCCCCAUUGGUUAGCUUAUUGAGUUGUAUAGGUUCCUCAGCACUGAAUCUUCUCAAGUCAGUUUGAUUAAACGGAUCAGCAGUGUCGCAAAGAUUAACCGUUAUAUAUUUCUGUUCUUUAUGCGUGAUCCAAAUUGCA
Molecule: messenger RNA, 2551 nt
Organism: Brachypodium distachyon (stiff brome)
Lineage: Eukaryota; Viridiplantae; Streptophyta; Magnoliopsida; Poales; Poaceae
Product: 65-kDa microtubule-associated protein 3
Exons: 13
Coding region: 205-2271 (688 amino acids)
Biological process (GO): microtubule cytoskeleton organization
Cellular component (GO): spindle; cytoplasm
Molecular function (GO): microtubule binding
Source: RefSeq, a predicted model, not a curated record